UCUCUCGGGAUCCUCCCAGAUCUGAUCCAGCCAACCACGCGCAGCCAACCCCCUUCCUCGUUUUCAGAUCCACCAUCCAUCCCUUUGAUCCAUCUCCAGUCAACGACCGCCGACGCUCAAAUCCCGCAGGAGCCCGAGCUCCACCUCCUCGCCACCAUCCCCGCAUCCUGGAUCCUCACGUCCCCGACGCCCUAGUUGGACCUCGUCGGAGCCGCCGGCUAACGAGGACAACCCCGCGCCCCUGUCUUCCUUCUUCCCAUGCUCCUGUUCCUCCUUCCCUCACACGCCUCUCUCUCUGACUUGCCACAGCAAGGAACAGUCGCCGGCGCCCUGCGUCCUGUCCCGCUCGUGCAUGACCGCACCAAUGGCCAGCGCCCAUCCUCGGCUUCGUCUCGACCAGGAGCACCAUGCCGCCUGAUGCUCAAGCCACCACCGGGAAACGACUUCAUCGCCACGGGUUCCGGUGUUCAGGUCCUCCUCGUGUGCUGCCCGAGUCUCCCCUGCUUCGCCAAGCCAUUGUCUCCGGCCAAAUCCUCUUCCUCGACGAGAUCCUCGCCCGCACCUCCGCUGCCCCGACUCCAUCUCUCGCCAUCCUCUUCGUCGAUCCGGCCGCCCGCCAUGCGGCGCUGCCGUGGACAUCCCCGUUGAGGCUUGUGCCGUUGGAGCUCAUCGCCGAUCCUCUUGCGCGCCCGAAGCUCAAGCUCCUCUGCCCGGGCGUCCCACGCACCUCAAGCCGCCGUCCCGCGCCUGGAGCCGCGCCCCUCCGUCCCCUGCGCCUCUGUUUCUUCCUCGCCGCCGCAGUCCUGUUUCACGCCGCGCCGCUCCUCUGUUUCGUUCGAGCAGCAACGAGCAGGUCCGCUCGCAUUGACCAAGCGAGGCAAGCGCCAGGCCCAGCCUGCUUCUUUGCCACGGCCCAGCGCACCCCUCCUCACCCAGUCGGCCUUCUUCCACUAAACCGGGCCAAAGCCCAUGGGUGAGGCCACCC
This is a messenger RNA of Triticum dicoccoides, 985 nucleotides long. RefSeq lists its product as uncharacterized. Lineage: Eukaryota; Viridiplantae; Streptophyta; Magnoliopsida; Poales; Poaceae. Bases 408 to 977 code for a protein of 189 amino acids. The transcript has 2 exons. The record is from RefSeq and is a predicted model, not a curated record.